AUGAUGGUUCCAAAGUUCAAGGAAAUACACGGUGUGACGCUGGUGGAGGUGACGGUGGGCGGACAGCGGCGUCGCGAACUGAUUCCCCACCGACAUAUUCGCGAUCCGUCAGCCGAUGUCGGCAAACCAGAACUCCAUCCCGAGGACCAUUUCGUGAUGCAGACAUGCAGUGUGCCGAACGGCUUCUGGCCGUCGUCUGAAUCGGCAUGGCUGCUCCGACAAGUUGAGCGACGGUUCGCUGUGCGAUUUUUCAAGGUUCUCAGCCAGGAAAUGCAAUAUGUGCAACGGCGCCACAGGAGGCCUUUACGGAAAGAAGAUCUAGCGAUUGUCUUCGAAGGAGAGAGAAAUAUUCCUUUAUCUGUGUCUCACCGCAAAUCACUCGAAGACACCGACCAGGCAGAUAGUGAGCUAAAGCGGAAGAAACCGUUGUUUGCCAGUGACGGUCUGUUGGCAUUGCCUUUGGAAGUACUGAACGAGGUCUUCCGCUCACUGGACACCGUCGAUCGACAGCGCUGCCGUCGCACCUGUCCACUGUGGGACGCCAUUCUGAUGUCACCUGAUCUGUGCAAAGAGGUUCGUGUAAUGCUGGCAGGACAUGGUGGGUCAGACCCUGUAAAGUGGGAUUUGCAUUACGCUGCGUAUGUUUGCAUCUUCAACCACAUCACGCCCGCCACCCGCACCAUCUGCAUCCGCGAUAGCGAAACGCCUUGCCCUAACCGAUGGAGUCUCCGUGAUGGCGACGAAGCGACGGACUUUAUUAUGAAGAUUUUGGAGGACGCUGGCAGCCGCAUCGACAGUUUAAUUGUGUACCGACGAGCCAUGACACUGUAUUAUGAGUCAAUUAUACCCUUUCUCUAUUAA
Paramacrobiotus metropolitanus is the source of this 861-nucleotide messenger RNA. RefSeq lists its product as uncharacterized. Gene Ontology annotation, molecular function: protein binding. The record is from RefSeq and is a predicted model, not a curated record. The transcript is spliced from 3 exons. Bases 1 to 861 code for a protein of 286 amino acids. Lineage: Eukaryota; Metazoa; Tardigrada; Eutardigrada; Parachela; Macrobiotidae.